Molecule: messenger RNA, 927 nt
Organism: Adineta ricciae
Lineage: Eukaryota; Metazoa; Rotifera; Eurotatoria; Adinetida; Adinetidae
Source: the annotation of a GenBank genome assembly
AUGAAAAACGAACGAACUGGCACAAGUCGAGAAAGUUCAGCGAGUCGCUCACAUUUCGAGAGUGGCUCAAGUCGAUAUUUUAAUGCACUAGAUAUUGGGCAUUCUGUUUUUGCAAGAUCGAAAUAUUAUGAUGACAUGAUUUAUAUACAUCCAUGGUUACGUCGACCGUGCUCACGAAAUUCUGGUAUUCCAUUUCCAGCUAUAGCCGAUACACCGUGUUCACCUCGUCAUGAUGAAAUAGCGAGACCACGGAUUCGUCGUGAAAAUCAUAUUCGACAAGAAUUCUUCGAUAAUAUUACGAACUAUGCAUACAGUGGUGUGCCAUCUGGAGCAUUGAGAGUAGAAUGUUCUCAACGUCUUGCUGAACUUGCUGUACCAAGAGGAUCAUCGUCCAAUAAUCAACGAAAAAGCUCCCAAUCUCAACAGCAAACACAGGGCAAGAAUACCUCACAACAAAGUCAAGGAAAGAAUCAACCACCACCACAACAAUCCCAAAGCAAGAGUGCUCAGCAACAGAAUCAAGGAAAGAACCAACCACCACCACAAUCUCAAAGCAAGAGUGCUCAGCAACAAAAUCAAGGAAAGAGCCAAGCACCACUACAGCCACAAUCUCAACCACAAGGCAGAAACGCUCAACAACAACAACAGGGUAAGAACCAACCAGUGCCACAGUCACAAUCUCAAGGCAAAAAUGGUCCGCAACAACAAGGAAAGAAUGCGCCGCAACAAAACCAAGGGAAAAGUCAACCAGCACCACAGUCACAACCGCAAGGCAAGAAUGCGCCACAACAAAACCAAGGGAAAAGUCAACCAGCACCACAGCCACAAUCUCAAAGCAAGAACGCUCAACAACAACCACAAGGAAAGACUCAACUAGCUCAACAAUCAAACACAAACAAUCCACCAGAAAAAUCAAAACGUAAAUGA